ACAAUGCACAUGUAUAAUGAGUAGAGCCUGUUCCUCUGUUAAAAGUGUGACCCUGACCUACUGCAGGCAGUGUAAUCAUUUACUGCGCUGUGUUGUUUCCCCAUCUCUCAUCGGCUGAUGACGUCCAAGUGUGUGCACGUCUCACUAGUAUCAGAGGUUCGAGGCAGAUGCCAUUCCCACCGCCUUCCCCCGGCACGUGUAUCGUUCGUAGGUCUUCUUUCACAUAACAACAGGAGACACAAUGAGCAAAGAGAAGAGGCAGGACGAUGACGGCUGCCUUCUUGAUGACGAUAACGAUAUGAGAGACGCAGGGCAGGUCUGGUCUACUAGUCAUGGACCCUAUGAAGAGGAAGACAGAGUUAAUUUUUGUAGUGAUGGGAAAACACAGAUAGAUUUCGUGUUGGUUUGGGAGACAAACAACUACAAACAAGAUGAACAUAAUGAAAAGAGGCAAAAAUACUUUGAGAAUCUACAGAUACAUGGCCUUCUUCUGGAGCAGCACUUUCUCGAGAUUGAGGACCUAACUGUGAAUUUCAUGCUGCUUAGUGCUCCGUUUGCAACCUUGUGUCACAGUGCGGAGGACAUGUCCAUGAGAGCCCCCCUGCACGAGAUCCACAGUAGUGAAUCCAGCCAUUGGCAUUUCCCUGGUUCUAAAUGGUUUUUCAAAGAAAAUGUCCCAAGACAUCCUCCAGAGCUGUUCACCUGUCCCUUUAGAACUUCUGCAUUUACUAAAUAUCUGGGAAGUGGUAACAAAGAAACAUUUUUCACAAAUACCCAACGUCAUCAGAUGCUCUACGAGAUUCUGGCUCGUACUUCAUAUGGUAAUGCCUGCAAGGGUGAGGUCGGUGUGGAGAGAUUACUGCGGGAAGAUGUGCUAACUGAAGCAUACCCUCUGCAUGAUGGCGAAUACACCCACAUACCUGGGACAGACCCUAAAUGUAUGACAUACAGACAGAUACUGUUUGAGUACUGGGCUUCUUGGAGAAAGUGGCACAAGUACCAGCCAGUGGACCACAUCAGGAAGUACUUCGGAGAGAAGAUAGCAAUGUAUUUUGCAUGGCUGGGCCUGUACACUACAUGUCUCCUGCCUGCCGCUGUAGUUGGAACCAUUGUUUUCUUGGUGGGUGUUUACUUGCUGACCACUGAUAUACCUGCGAAAGAAGUGUGUGAGAGUAAUGGAAUGUUCACCAUGUGUCCUGUUUGUACCAUAUGUCCGUAUUGGAAUCUUUCAAGCACCUGUGAGCAGUACAAGGCAGGUGUGCUGUUUGACAAUGCCGGGACACUUCUGUUCAGUAUCUUCAUGUCAAUCUGGGCAGUGACCUUCUUAGAGUGCUGGAAGAGACUGAAUGCCUCUCUGUCCUACCAAUGGGGCUGCUUUGAAUUCCAGGACAUUGAGGAGAUUCCUCGUCCUGAGUUCUCAGCUUUAGCUCCUCUAAUUGCACGCAAUCCAAUCACUGGAAUGCUAGAACCAUAUUUUCCAAAUGAUAAACGUCUUCGAAGAGUCCUGACGGGAUUCAUGGUGAUCAUAUUGAUGAUUGCUGUGGUUAUCAUGGCUCUGAUUUCUGUCAUCGUGUAUCGGCUCAUCAUCUCUGUGCUUGUUGCAAAAAGUACCAACAAGGUUCUCACCUUAUCUGCAAGUUACUUUGCCAGCAUCACCGGGUCGUUUCUGAACUUGAUUGCAAUUCUAGUGCUGUCCAGGAUCUAUUUGUCUCUGGCUCAUUUUCUGACUCGCUGGGAAAUGCACCGCACGCAGACACAGUACGAAGAUGCAUUUAUCUUAAAAGUCUUUAUCUUCGAGUUUAUUAAUUAUUAUUCUGCCCCCAUAUACAUUGCAUUCUUCAAAGGAAGAUUUGCAGGUUAUCCUGGAAAUUAUACCACCCUUUUCCAAUUCCGUAAUGAAGAAUGUGGCCCAGGAGGGUGUCUAUUUGAGCUGGCCCAGCAGCUGCUGAUUAUUAUGGUGGGAAAGCAAGUCUUGAACAACUUAAAAGAAUUUGUAAUUCCGAAGCUGACUCUCUGGUGGCACAGCAAAAUCUCCACUGCUAAGGCUGAUAAGAAGAGUGAUAAGAACACAGAGAAACCAUGGGAAAGAGAUUAUAAAUUAAUCUGUUAUGGAGGACUGUUUGAUGAGUACCUAGAGAUGGUCAUUCAGUAUGGGUUUGUCACCAUCUUCGUUGCUGCCUGCCCGCUGGCUCCUCUUUUUGCUGUGCUUAAUAACUGGAUUGAGGUUCGCCUAGAUGCGCAUAAAUUUGUCUGCGAGUACCGCCGCCCUGUGGCUCACCGUGCCCAAGACAUUGGAAUAUGGAUGUCCAUCCUAAAAGCCAUUACCUGCAUUGCUGUCAUCGCGAAUGCAUGGCUUGUGGCCUUCACUUCAGAUUUCAUACCACGCUUCUAUUACCAGUACAUAACACAUGGAGAUUUACACGGAUACAUCAACUUCUCCCUUGCGGCGGCGCCUGAGGUGUAUGUGAGAGAAAACCAGCCCUGCAGGUAUCAAGCAUUAAGAGACAGAGAAGGGAAACUGACUAUGGAUUUCUGGAUCAUUAUGGCAUUACGACUGGGAUUUGUCAUUAUAUUUGAGCAUCUGGUGUUUUUCCUUGGUCAAGUAAUUGAUCAUCUGGUUCCGGACAUCCCAGAGUCUAUUCAGAUAAAGGUGAAGCGAGAGCUGUACUUGGCCAAGCAGGCGUUAGCAGAUCAUGAGGAAUGGGCUUUGAGUUAUCUAUCUGACAUGGAAACAAAACAUGCCGAAGUACAUUCUCGCCAGACUGAUCCUGCCCCCAUCCCUAUACAACAUGCCAAGCAGAAGUAACAUGCACUGUGGGGUGUGCAUUUAUACCUGGAAACGCAUAGUGAGGAGGCUCCAGACCUCACCGGCUACUCCCUUAUCCAGACGUUGCAGAGCAUUGUAUUGGCAAACUGGAUAUUUUGAUUGGAGGACAGGCUUCUUUGAUUCCUGACACAAGCUUGGCCUAUUUGAAUAUGACAUAUGAUUAAAUAAUAAUUUAUUAUAAAGCAAAAAAAUCCAUUUAAUGGCAAGAAGUAUAUCCAGGUAUAUUUAAUAGAGAUAAUUUGCUGUUCCUAAUGGUUCAAGAAAAAAAGGUUUACAUCAUUUAGACUAGAAACCAGAUUUAUUAUUUUACAUAUAGUCUAUUAUGCCCUUGUUUUCGUAUUAGUUGUGGGCAAGUCAAUCUGUUUUUAUGCUUAUAGUGAUGAUUGUGGAAUAUUGCAAUGUAGUCUUCUUCCUACUAAAUUAAAU
Molecule: messenger RNA, 3253 nt
Organism: Pseudophryne corroboree (corroboree frog)
Lineage: Eukaryota; Metazoa; Chordata; Amphibia; Anura; Myobatrachidae
Gene: ANO7
Product: anoctamin 7
Exons: 25
Coding region: 242-2806 (854 amino acids)
Biological process (GO): calcium activated phospholipid scrambling; chloride transmembrane transport
Cellular component (GO): plasma membrane
Molecular function (GO): protein dimerization activity; chloride channel activity
Source: RefSeq, a predicted model, not a curated record